ACGAUGGUGGGAGGAUGGGGAUGGUGGAUGGCGAGUUCGCCCAGCGUCUGCGCGAACCAAGAAUGACAUGCUGCGAGAUGCUUCCCUCUGCGGUCUCGGGUCCCAGGACACUGCGGGAACUUUAUCUGAGCUGACUUAGGGUAUCCUCCGACCCUAACACGACAGGACAGCGUACACUUGCUCGUUACCAGUCUCUCGGGUUCACCAAGCAGCUCAAUAUUAAGCCGCUGGCCCACACCCCUGAACACUACCCGUGGUCAAGUCACACCAGGUUGCGCAGCUCUUGAUCUUCUUGCGAGAACAAACAUAUUCCAGCUGCGUAUCAUAUCCGCCAGCGUAUCGCCAUGCGGAGCUGCGUGGCCAACUCUGCUCUCGCGGCCGGCUUGUACUAUGCCGCUGCUGCCGCCGCCCAGGGCACGGCAUGCUCACAGGUCAUUGUUCCAUCCUACUCGGCCCCUGUUGUGGCCAGCGGAUGGCAGGCGCAGCUUGUUGCAGGCGGCUUGACAAAGCCGCGGAGCAUGCAGUUUGACAGCACCGGCGCUCUGUUGGUCGUCGAGAGCGGAAAGGGUAUUUCCCGGCACAGGUUCACCGACAACGGCGGCACCUGUCUGGCGUCUAACCACUCACACAUGAUUGUUGAACUGCCAGAGCUUAACCACGGCCUUGCCCUAUCCAAAGACGGCAGAACCCUCUACGCCUCCUCCGCCGAGGCCGUGUACGCAUGGACCUACGACGCGCGAGGCGGCAGUGUCAGCGGGGAACGCCGGACGCUGGUCGCCAACAUGAGCAACAACGACUUGAUCACGCGCACGCUGCUCGUCUCGCAGAAGCAGGACGGCGUGCUCCUGGUGUCUCGCGGCAGCGCCGAGACAGACAUGGCGCAGACGACGGUUAUGUCCAACGGCCUCUCGCAGAUCCGUGCUUUCAACCUGUCCAACCUGACGGACGGUAGCAGCGUGUAUAACUUCAAUGCGGACGGCCGGGUGCUCGGCUGGGGCCUGCGCAACAGCGUGGGCGUGGCAGAGCACCCCGUCUCGGGCGGGGUUUAUGCCGUCGAGAAUAGUGUUGAUGGGGUGACGCGCAACGGGCAGGACGUGCAUGAGAAUAAUCCGGGGGAGGAGCUCAAUUUUUUGGGGGUUUUGGGUGAGGACCAGCAGGGAGGGCCGCCGAAUUUUGGAUAUCCGCACUGCUUUGCGGUGUGGGAGGCGCGUGAGAUACCGGCCAACGACGGGCUGUCCGUGGGCAAGCAGUUUGCCAUCCAGGAAGACAACGCGCUCACGGAUGAGGUCUGCGCGAGCAACUUUACUGCGCCGAGGUUAACCUUCCCUGCGCACUACGCGCCGAUUGAUAUCAAGUUUACCCCUGACGGCGCGACGGCGUAUGUUUCGUUUCGCGGGAGCUUCGACCGGUCCUCUCCCGUGGGGUACCGCAUCGCAUCCAUCUCCUUCAACCCCUCGACGGGCGAGCCCGUGGCGGCCGCCGACAGCACGGAUGCCCUGGCCGACGUCCUGACCAACCCGGACCUCGGCAACUGCCCGGACGGAUGCUUCCGCCCUGCGGGGCUGGCUCUGGAUGGGGAUGGUAGGUUGUGGAUGACAUCCGACUCGACGGGGGAGAUUUAUGUCCUCCAGCGGACGGGUGAUGGGGCUGGGAGGUUUGUUACACCGGGUGGUGGGAGUACUAGCGGUGCGGUUGCGAGAACGGUGGGGAGGUGGGAGAAGGAGAUGGUGGCUUGGAGUCUGGUGGUUGGGAUUGCGGCGUUGUUGGCUUGGUGCUAGGUGGGAUUGGAAGGAUGAUGGAUUGCAUUUGGGGAGGCAGCGGUCUGUUCGCUCCAUAUAGUUACAGUAUUCGCUUUGUUGCUCUCAGCUGUCCUGCUUUGGGUUUUCUUGUUUCUGUCUUGACCCGGCUCUGGCUACCUAGUCACAACGAAGAGAGCUGCGACCAGGGGCAAGAGAAGGGAAUCGAGCCCAGGCGCCGCUCUCCGUACAAUUCUUGAUAUGACUGUGACGCCCAGAAAAUAGCCCAGUUGAAAACCAGUGUC
This is a messenger RNA of Canariomyces notabilis, 2041 nucleotides long. RefSeq names its product soluble quino protein glucose dehydrogenase. The coding region runs from base 345 to 1778 and encodes 477 amino acids. The record is from RefSeq and is a predicted model, not a curated record. Lineage: Eukaryota; Fungi; Ascomycota; Sordariomycetes; Sordariales; Chaetomiaceae. The transcript has 3 exons.